GAAUGUCCAUUGAAUGUCGAAUUUUUGAUGCUUUGGCUGGGAUUGGAUGAAGCAGAAUAAGUGCUCGUGAUUUUACCUAAAAUACUGAAUAAUCGUGAAUUUAUACUUUACUCGCUGUUGGCAUCUCCUUCAACAUGUCCUUACUGAAUCACUCUCGGGUUUCUAUUAGUGUGAUUGCCAUAUUUAGUUCUAUGCUAUUGCUGGCUAAUAAUUAUGUGCAAGCUAAUGAAAAUGAAGCAGUCAGUGCCUCAAAAAUUGGUCGAGGAGUUGGGCAUAUCAUGAACAUCUACUACUGCUACUCGUGCGGAUACAGGAAAGUGUUUGAAGACUAUGCUGGAAUCAUUUCCCAAAAAUAUCCAGACAUCUCUGUUAUUGGCGCCAACUAUGACCCUCCUGGCAUGAACAUGUACCUCUCAAGGAUGAUAGGUUUUGCAAAAAUGUUGCUGAUCAUGUGCAUAUUGAGCGGAGUGAACAUAUUUGCGUGGCUCAACAAGCCGCAGCCGGCCUGGUGGAGUUGGUGCCUGGAGAACAAGCUGUAUGCCUGCAUGAUGAUGUUCUUCCUUGCUAACAUGCUUGAGGGCCAACUUGUCUCGUCCGGAGCAUUCGAAAUAUCUCUAGAUAAUAUUCCACUAUGGUCUAAACUAGAAACUGGAAGAAUUCCUCAACCGCCAGAAUUGUUUCAGAUAAUUGAUAAUACAUUACAAUUCUCUAAAAUGGAUAUGCCAAAGAACUUUGCGCAAUAGGGUUUAGGGUUUCAGUGGUAAUUAGGACAUCUUAUUCUUUUAAUUAUUUUCUUCUUCCUAUCUUUAUUACUUGCAGCACUAUGAUCAAAUUAAUGUAACUUGUUUCAACUCAUACUAAAGUAUUUAGUGGAAUAUUUAGGCUAAUAUAACUGAUGUACCUAUUG
Messenger RNA from Cydia amplana, 907 nucleotides. It is a transcript of the gene SelT, whose product is annotated as thioredoxin reductase-like selenoprotein T homolog CG3887. Bases 135 to 743 code for a protein of 202 amino acids. Lineage: Eukaryota; Metazoa; Arthropoda; Insecta; Lepidoptera; Tortricidae. Gene Ontology annotation, biological process: cell redox homeostasis. The record is from RefSeq and is a predicted model, not a curated record. Gene Ontology annotation, cellular component: endoplasmic reticulum membrane. The transcript has 3 exons. Gene Ontology annotation, molecular function: thioredoxin-disulfide reductase (NADPH) activity.